AUGGCUUCAGCAUGCACUACCGCCAAACGACCCCCAAAGCUCCGGGCAGCCUGCAACGAGUGUCAUGCGGCCAAGGUUCGCUGCUCGGGUGAGAAAUCAGGAUGCCAACGGUGUGCCAAUCUGGGAUUGGUCUGCAUCUUCUCCAUCUCAAGAAUCGGCAAAGUCCCGGGGAAAAGGAGUAAGGCAAAUCGAGCAGCGGCAGCAGCAGCAGCGUUGGCUGCCUCGUCGUCUUCAUCAACGCUGAACUCAACUUCCUCGACGUCUCUCCCGUCUCCCACCAAUCCCGUUCCGUCGAAUGAAGCCUUGCACCCGUUUCGAUCUCUGCAGCAUCCGGAAGACGACCUUCCCGCCUCUCGUCCACCACCUCAGGCUACGGUCUUGACAGGAUUCCCUAGGGAUCCUUCAUCCAUGAUUACCGCUGUACAUGAUUACACCAGCAAUAUUCCAUUCUACGCAGGCGACGCCCAUCCUGGGGAGCCGGUUCCUCCACCAGAUGUUCUUCCAUCCAAUGCGCCCCAUAUUCUCUCCACCAACGUCGACCUCGGACAGCCAGAUCUCAACUACUUGUCUUGGGCCACAGAUCUCGACCAACUGAGUGCCUGUGGUCUACCCACACCUGGCCUCGAGAUCCCCAGCAUAGCGAAAGCUCCUCCCCUGCCCAUCGUCGAUCGACAAAUCCACCAUGCCCUCAACCACGCCCACGUCCAGAGUCUCACGCAGACCCAAAACCAGGACUGGGACCUCGACUCCGGCAGCAACACCAGCAGCGUCGAUCCCCGCCGAACUAGCAUCACAUCCAUCCGUGCCCCUAUCACGCCUCCUGAAUACAUCUUCGAAGAUGCAGUUCCAUUGUCGGGGCCUCCUUCCCUCCGCCCCCUCGACGUCCUCAGCUGCUCACACUACCUCCAGCUCCUGCACGACAUUGACCAGACCACCUCGGGACAAGCGCAUACCGUGGACUCCGUCCUCGCUGCAAAUCAACGCUACCUCAGCACGCUGCUGCGCAUGACCGAAACCCCGGGCUUCGAAUGCUGCUACGACACGCACAUGCUAUUCACCGUUGCGCUGAGCAAGAUCAUCGGGCUGUUCACCGCGGGGUAUCGCGACUUUGUGAUCCGCAUGGAGGGGCCAGAAUCUUGCAGCAACAAUUACAUUAGCCACCACACGACCAAUCUGCACGGAACCGCCAACAACAAUCCCUGCGGCAGUAGCAACAGCGACCGACUCAUCCGGUUCGGAGUCUUCGAGAUCGACCUCGUCGAGCAAAAGGCCAUCUGUCGGACUCUUCUCCUUCGGGAGCUAAAACGCGCUAGACUCUGUCUGAUUCGACUGGUCGAUGUCCUGGGGCGAGACAAUGUACCCGGUGGUGGUGCCGGACGCCACGAGGGACUCUGCGAGGAGAUGAGUCGACGGUUGGAUCUGUUGGUUGGGUCUUUGGAGGGGGGAGAUUUAUAG
Molecule: messenger RNA, 1455 nt
Organism: Aspergillus steynii IBT 23096
Lineage: Eukaryota; Fungi; Ascomycota; Eurotiomycetes; Eurotiales; Aspergillaceae
Product: Zn(II)2Cys6 transcription factor domain-containing protein
Exons: 3
Coding region: 1-1455 (484 amino acids)
Biological process (GO): positive regulation of transcription by RNA polymerase II
Cellular component (GO): nucleus
Molecular function (GO): DNA-binding transcription factor activity, RNA polymerase II-specific; zinc ion binding; sequence-specific DNA binding
Source: RefSeq, a predicted model, not a curated record